GAAAUAUUUCUAGAACCGGAACCGUGAUGGAACCGAUGUUUGUUAUGAAGCUCUUGACCGGAACCAGCACGGAGCUGAUAUUUCUUUUCAAUCGGGUCCUUCGUUCCAACUAGGUUCAGAAUCGGUUUGGUUGUGAUCGGCGAACAAAGUUGUUUGACAUUGAUAGUUGACUAAAACUUUUGGCGGCAACUUUUUUGAUCUUUUGUUUGUUUACAUUUUCAAUGUACUCCAAAAGCUGCCUCUAGAUUAAACAAACAUAAACAUUCGAAAGUUAUGGCUACAAAUAAUCAAAAUGCAUCGUCUUUGAGACGUACAUCCCGUCCGAAGAAACUGAGUUUAAAAGCGGUGGAAUCUCAGUACGCUACCAAAUUGAAAACAGCAGGAUUUGUGGCUUCGGUCAGCAGUAGCAGCGACGAAGAGUUCCACUUUAGCAGCGACGAAGAUCGAGAAAUCGCAGACAAACCGAAGCUCCUGCACGAAGACGAAACAGUCAAAGGCCAGGAAAUAUUCGCUUUCCAGACACGCAAACAAAAAGACGGUUUGGCAAUGAAAGUCCAGGAAGCAAUCAUUAGCAAAACACCUCACGUAGUCCGGUCGACAAUUAAGCAACGAUUAAAGGCUGUUUUCAAAGAUGGAAGCAGUGGCAGUGAAUUUGAAGUGUCUUCGGAAGAAGAAAGUUCAGACAGUGAUUCUACAUCCAGCCCCAGCGAGGAGGAAUCUGAAGAAGAAAAACCUAAAAAGUCAAUAAAAAAGCUGAACUUGGAUAUUGCUGCAACAAGUAAAGUAUCCAGUAAAGGCAGAAAAAUAAAACCUAAUAGCAAAUAUCUUAUACAAAGUGAAGAAUAUUUUGCUAAUUUGGGUUCGAGUAAAAUCAAAACAUCAAAUAACACAUUGGAUAAACUGCAAACACCAAGAUUACCACAGUAUGAACUUCAAAAAUUAUUGCUCAAAAAGAAGUUUUCUAGGGAACAUGCCAAGGCAGUUGAACAAUUGGACCACUGUAAUAAAAAUGUUUUUAAAAAGUGGCUUUAUGUAUUGAGACAAAAUUUUUCAAUUUUGCUUUAUGGUCUCGGGUCUAAAAAACAUAUUUUAAGUGAAUUUCAAGCAAGUUACCUCAUAGAUAUGCCUGUUAUAGUGAUAAACGGCUUUUUUCCUACUCUAACUAUAAAAAACAUUUUGGAUAGUUUUGUGCAAGAUUUACUAGAAUUAGACGAAAACCCUUCAAAUGUUAAUCAAAGUUUAGAGUUAAUCAUACAAGAAAUUAAGAAUAAUAUCGAUACAACCUUUUAUUUGUUAAUAAACAAUAUUGAAGCUUUAAAAAGUGCCAAAGCCCAAAGCAUUUUAGCAACAUUAGCCACUGUACCAAAUAUUCAUUUAAUCGCCACAAUAGACCACAUAAAUGCCCCAUUAAUAUGGGACAACCAUAAACUAAGCAAAUUUAAUUUCACUUGGUGGGACGUCACCAAUUUUAGCACGUACCAUCACGAAACUGAAUGCGAAAUGUCUUCAAUGACCCAACAGAAUAGUUCAUUGGCCUUAUCAAGUUUGAAAAACAUUUUUGCAUCACUCACUCAAAAUUCUAAGGCCAUUUAUAUAAAACUGGCCAAAUAUCAAAUUGAAAAUUCUGGACAGUUUUAUCAAGGGAUGGCUUUCAAGGAUUUGUAUAUGAAUUGCAGGGAAUCGUUUAUUGUCAGCUCCGAUUUGGCUUUGAGAGCGCAACUGACUGAAUUUAUUGAUCACAAAAUGGUAAGAACUAAAAGGUCUGUUGAGGACGGAACUGAAUAUUUGAUUGUACCGUUUAAUAAUAGUUUGUUGCAGAAAUUUAUGGAAGACUAUACAUAAGUCUAUUUUUGUGAUUGUACUUGAAGUGAUUUUUUUUUACGGAAGUCUGAAAGCCUUUGUUUCCACACAAAAAUUAUAAAAUAAAAUACCUUUUUUUAUUGUGCCGUUUUUUUUUUUAACUGGAACCAACCAACUUAUCUACAUAUUGUCACAGCUCAUGGGGUGCGUGACAAAAAUCUUGGGUCUGUUUAUUCCAAAAAUCAAAGUCCAAUUAACACAACAAUAACUUAUUCCGCGUUACUAUAAUACACUCUGAUACUAAUUAACUCAAACAAGUUAACUCUUUACAACUCUUACAAAAUUCAUUAUCUAAAUCGUAUCACAGUUAAUCUUAAGCUGAAAAAC
This is a messenger RNA of Ceutorhynchus assimilis (cabbage seed weevil), 2187 nucleotides long. The record is from the annotation of a GenBank genome assembly. Lineage: Eukaryota; Metazoa; Arthropoda; Insecta; Coleoptera; Curculionidae.